UCCAGCCCUGGCCUCUCCUGCCAGCCCCUUGUCUCUCCCGGCUCCGUUCUACCCUCACCGUGGCCCAGAGGCCAAGAUGGCUGGGCAGGCAACACUGACCCUCCUGCUGCUGCUGGCUGUCACUGUCCUCCCCAGUUGGUCCGUGGUGGUCAACAGCUGCAGCAGCGCAGCCGAGCAGCUCUGUGACUUCGUCUGCAACUGCAGUGACUGCUCCGAUGAGAAUGAAUGUGGGUACCUGCGGGGCUCAGUGGUGCUGGGCACCCCCUUCACCUGUGAUUUCGAGGAAGGUGCCUGCGGCUGGCGGGACGUGAGCACCUCGGCUCACAGAUGGGUGCGGGGCCGGGCCAGCCUGGCUGCGUGGGGCACGGGUCCCCACUCAGACCACACCGUGGGCACGGACCUGGGAUGGUUCAUGGUGACUGUGUCUCCUCCAGCAAAGACCACAGCCACAGCCUGGCUCAGGUCACAAGUGAUGAGGGAAGCAGCCGCCACAUGUGAGAUCAGGGCCUGGUACCACGUCUCAGGAAGUGGGCUGAACCAGAUGGAGCAGCCAGUGCUGCGUCUGGCCAUGGUGCACAGGGACGAGGUGGUGGAGCUGUGGCAGAGCCCGAGGAACCAAGGCCAAGGCUGGCACCAGCUGGUCACCUACCUGGGCCGGGUCCCAGGGCAGUUCCAGCUCAUCUUCUCCCUGACCCAACUGCCUGCAUGUGAGGCAGAGGUGGCGCUCGACGACAUCAUCUUCAGGAACUGUGGCUUGCAGGAGCCCGGGCAGCCGCUCUGCAGGGGGGAGCAGAGCCACUGCGGGCAGGGCAGCUGCCUGGCCCAGCCCCGCUUCUGCGACGGCACCGAGGACUGCGGGGACGGCUCGGACGAGGAUGCGGCGCGGUGCAAGCCCUUCACCCGCUGCUCCUUUGAGCAAGGUUUCUGCAGCUGGGAAGCCGAGGUGGGGCAGCCAGCAUGGGAGAGGAACACGAGCCUAAGCCUGGGGACGGGGGGCAGUGUCCCCACCCGGGACCACAGCCACAACAGCAGGGCAGGUUUUUUCCUCCUCGUGGGCAGCACCUCGACCACAGGGGCCACCGGCCCUGCCCGGCUCAGCAGUCCCACAUUCCAAGCCACCAACUCGUGCUCUCUUGUGCUGUACUGCCACCUCCACGGCUCAGCCACCAGCAGCCUCAGCAUCUCCUAUGUGACCAGGUCAACCAAGCACCUGAUGAAGGAGAGGACAGGGGACCUGGGCAGCUACUGGGUCCGGGAGAGGGUGAACUUCAAUGUGACAGAGAGCUUCAAGGUGCUGAUCGAGGGGGUGGCCAGUGGCACAGGCACUGUGGCCAUUGAUGACCUGAUCCUGUCCCCAGGCUGCAUGCAGGAGCAGGGGAAGCCUUCAGUCUCGCUGCCGAGCCGGACGGGUGCCGGCCGCUGCACGGCUGAGGAGGUGGCGUGUGACAGCGGGGGCUGCAUCAGCACGGAGCUGUGCUGUGACUUUGCCCAGACCUGUGCCGAUGGCUCUGACGAGCAGCGCUGCGGAGCGACCACCUUCGAGGCAGGGGCUGGGGGCUGGCACGAUGUCAGCGUGGGGCGGCUGCGCUGGGGUGUGCAGAGGGACACCGAGCCCGCCGAGCCCGCUGCCAUGUUCAUCACUGGGGCUUUCCUGGCUCUCCAGGCAGGGGAAGGACAAAUGGUGGCUGCUGCCAAGGCACGUACACCUCUGCUGGGCCCCUCUGGCCCUGCCUGCACCCUGGAAAUGAGCUACCGCAUCCGCACUGGACCCCAAGGUUUCCUCGCUGUCAGCGUUGCAGAUCAUGCUGCUGGCACCACUGACCUGGCCUGGCACACAUCAGGGCAUGGCAGCACAGCUGAGGGACGCGUCAGUGUCCCACUGGGAGAGAGGACCAGGCCAUUUCAGGUCGAGCUGCUGGGGCUGAUGGAUCUGCAGGACUCAGUGAGCGCUGCUGCCAUUGACAACGUGACGUUCGUGCAGUGUCACCCCAAUGUGGUGCCACCAGGGGCCAUGGAGCUGUCCUGCAACUUUGAGAGGGGCAUGUGCGGCUGGUACCAGGAUCAGUCCAGUGACUUCAGAUGGGUCCAUGGCACAGGGAAAGGACAGGGCCCUGACCACACCACUGGCUCAGGCUACUUUAUGGCAGUGGACCCUUCUGCACCACGCAGCCGCAGGCAGCGGGCACAGCUCAUCACCUACAGCCAGGAGCCCACCUCUGCCCCGAGCUGCCUCUCCUUCUGGUACCGUCUAGCCGGCCCGCAGAUCGGCACCCUGAACCUCAAGCUGCGGCUGGAAGGAGCAGAGGACACUGUGCUGUGGACCCAGCGAGGGACCCGUGGCAGCCUCUGGCACCGGGGACAGGCCACACUGCCCAGCACGGGCCGGCGGCGGUACCGGGUGGCCUUCGAGGCCCUGCGGGACGGGUUCCAGGGGGACAUGGCACUGGACGACCUGGCGCUGACAGCCGGGCCCUGUGGGGCCGAGCCCUCCUGCUCCUUCGAGGUGGAUGAGUGUGGGCUGGCAGGCAGCGGGCAGCGUGGCUGGCAGCGGCAGAGCAACAGCACCGGCAGCGCCAGCGGGCCCCAGGCUGACCACAGCACCGGCACCUCUGCAGGUCAUUACAUGGUGGUGAGCACAGGCAGGGGCUCCCUGCCUGUGGGGCAGGUGGCUGCCCUCACCUCCCAGCUCUACCAGCCCUCCGCAACCACCCAGUGCUUGGCCUUCUGGUAUCAGCUGAGUGCCCGGACUCCAGGCUCCCUCGGCGUCUUUGUGGAGCAGAGCAUGGUGCGGAGGAAGGUGAUGAGUGUGAGCACCAUGGAGGGGGAUGCCUGGCACCGUGGCCACGUCACCAUCCAGCCAGAUGGGGACUGGCAGGUCAUAUUUGAGGCCACGGGAGCUGGGGGUGACCAUGGGUACAUCGCGCUGGAUGACCUGCAUGUGUCAGAGGGAGCCUGCCCUGAGCCAGGGUCCUGUGACUUUGAGAAGGACACGUGUGGCUGGAGCAGCCCCCCAGACCCCCACCUGCAUGGCUUUGCCUGGGGCUGGAAGAGUGGGAUCCCCCUUGCCAAGUACCCCAGCCCUGAGCAGGAUCACACCCUGGGCACAAGGGACGGUCACUACAUGCACUUUGACACCAGUGUGCUGGGCCCUGGGGGCACCACUGCCCGGCUGGAGAGCCAGCAUCUGCCUGCUGCUGCCAACUCCUGCCUGCGGUUCUGGUACCACAUGGACAUCCUGGAGAACCUCUCCUGUGGGGAGCUGCGGGUGAUGGUGCAGGGCCCGGCGGGGCAGCGCACAGUCUGGAGCGUGCCCGGGCACCGGAGCUGGGGCUGGCGGGGAGCUGUGGUGCCCAUGCAGAGCCCCAGCGAGUUCCAGCUCAUCUUUGAGAUCAGCACACAUAGGUGGCCGAUGGAGGGGACAGUGGCUCUGGAUGACAUUGUGUACAGCACUGGGGGGGGCUGCCACUCCAGCCCAGAGGCAUCAGUGGAAGAGAAAUCCUCCAGCAGCUUCACGGUGGAGGUGGUGCUCAGUGUUCUCCUGGCCACCGUUGUCCUGGUGCUGGUGGCUGCUGGUGGCUGGUACUGGCUGAGGCGGCGAGGGCUGGCCAGUGGGUCACCGGCAGAGAGCAAUGUUCCCCAAGGCUUCGACAACAUCACUUUUCGAGAUGACAAGGUCACUAUUUCAUCAGUGCCAAAAGAAGGGGAUGAGGCCUGAAAUCAGGAGCAGUAACUGCCUGCCCAGCCAAGCGAGGGACCACAGGGCAGAGCAUCCCCCUCCAGCAGCUUCUCACACUUCAGCAGCUGCCUCUGGCUCUUGGCAUCGGACACCGGGCAGGGGGAGGUGCCGUGGGUGCUGCCCCCGGGGCAUCAGCCCCCAGAGGGAGGUGCCGCUGCCUCCCCUACCCCCGAGCGCUCGGGAAAAGCAUUAUUAGCUUUUGUAACCUCAA
Apus apus (common swift) is the source of this 3947-nucleotide messenger RNA. It is a transcript of the gene MAMDC4, whose product is annotated as MAM domain containing 4. Lineage: Eukaryota; Metazoa; Chordata; Aves; Apodiformes; Apodidae. Gene Ontology annotation, cellular component: membrane. The transcript is spliced from 29 exons. Bases 77 to 3715 code for a protein of 1212 amino acids. Gene Ontology annotation, molecular function: protein binding. Gene Ontology annotation, biological process: nervous system development. The record is from RefSeq and is a predicted model, not a curated record.